AUGGCGUACAUCAUCUCCGUGAAUAGCAAUAUCACGUCCGAGACCGGCGGUACCUGCGUCUGCCCACCCGAGAGCAUGGAUGACUUCUGUGCCACUAAUUCCGAGUACCUGCUCUGCGUGCAAGAGAUCAAGCGCGACAUCGUCACGGCAACUGCAGCCAUCGCCGCGCUCUCCACCUUCUGCAUGGGUUUCUUCGCCAAUCUGCCCAUUGCGCUUGCACCGGGUAUGGGCCUGAACGCGUACUUCGCCUACACCGUCGUCGGGUAUCAUGGGAACGGCCUGAUUCCGUACUCGGUCGCGCUGACGGCGGUCUUCGUCGAGGGCUGGGUAUUCUUCGGGUUGACACUCCUCGGUAUGCGGCAGUGGCUUGCGCGUGCGUUACCUGCGUCCAUUAAGCUUGCCACUGGCGUGGGUAUUGGACUGUACCUUGCGCUCAUUGGGUUGACGUAUAGUGCGGGUAUUGGGUUGGUGCAAGGUGCUUCGGAUACCCCCAUUGAAUUGGCGGGUUGUAUUAACUCCGACGAGUAUAUGACGGACGGGCUGUGCAAGAGCAGUUCGAAGAUGCGCAAUCCAACCAUGUGGGUUGGUAUUUUCUGCGGUGGUAUUUUCACGGCUAUGCUCAUGAUGUAUCGCAUCAAGGGUGCUGUCAUUGCUGGCAUCUUGCUGGUCUCGAUCAUCUCUUGGCCUCGUACCACGCCUGUGACAUAUUUCCCCUACACUGAGCUUGGGACCAGCAUGUUCGACUUCUUCAAAAAGGUCGUGACCUUCCACCCUAUUUCCCGAACCCUGCUUGCGCAGGAGUGGGAUAUCUCUGGUCAUGGUGGUCAGUUCGGAUUGGCCUUUAUCACUUUCCUGGUUUGUUCAACCCCAUCGCCAACCUGGAGUCAUUUGUUAACACAGUCUUAG
Messenger RNA from Penicillium argentinense, 906 nucleotides. RefSeq lists its product as uncharacterized. Lineage: Eukaryota; Fungi; Ascomycota; Eurotiomycetes; Eurotiales; Aspergillaceae. The record is from RefSeq and is a predicted model, not a curated record. Gene Ontology annotation, molecular function: purine nucleobase transmembrane transporter activity. Gene Ontology annotation, cellular component: plasma membrane. Bases 1 to 906 code for a protein of 301 amino acids. Gene Ontology annotation, biological process: transmembrane transport. The transcript has a single exon.